UAGUGUGCGGUUGACUACAAUUAAGGGGAGUGGAAAUAUUUGGGGGGAAGUAUUCAGUUUAUCCAUCCACUUUUCUGUUGGUCGGGACGAGGUUUCGCAAGUGUCUAUACUUUUGGUUACUUUCUGUGCGCGUCAGGCAAUUAAGGAGUGACGCUGCUGUCCACAGCGUGGGCAUGUGUUGCUUGUGAGAGGAGACGGAGUUGAACAGGCAGGGUUGCAGAAAAGGACAGAGUGAAAACAGAACAAGACCACUCCACACACCAUGAAGAGAAGGGACUCUGGUAACCAGGGUCUGAAUGAAGCUGGGGCUCUGCAGCGCAUGUCUGGCAGUAAUUAUGGCGGCAUAGGGAAGAGGAUUAAGGUACUAUCCCAUCCGGGGGUCCCAUUAGUGGGAUUGAUGUUGUUGGCCACCCUUCCUUUUGGAGCAAGCAUCAAACAAACCGUCCCCAGGGUCAAACUCAGCAACAGAGAACUGCUGCAUGCUGGCAGUGUGUCUCUGUUUUUGGGCCCCUCUGAUGGCCUCCACUCGCACUCGCUGCUGCUGGAUGAGGAGCGAGGUCGUCUGCUGUUGGGAGCCAGGGAACACAUCUACCUGCUUGACCCUGACAAUCUCGCUAGGGCCCCCAGAAAGAUUCACUGGCCUGCUACCCGGGACCGAGUCGAAAUGUGCAAACUGGCAGGCAAAAAUGCAAAUUUGGAGUGUGCUAACUUUGUCAGAGUCCUCCACAACUACAAUCGAACACACGUCUAUGCCUGUGGGACGGGCGCCUUCCACCCCAUCUGUGCUUUCAUUGAAAUCGCCGGCCGCAGAGAGGAUGGCGUGUUCCAACUGCUGUCUAAUACGCUGGAGUCUGGCAGAUUGAAAUGUCCUUUUGAUCCGUUGCAGCCAUUCACCUCAGUCCUCACAGAUCAGUAUCUGUAUGCAGGAACAUCAUCAGACUUCCUGGGCAAAGACACAACAUUCACACGCUCCCUUGGCCCUCCGCCUGACCAGCACUACAUACGCACAGACAUGUCUGAAGAAUACUGGAUCAAUGAGGCCAGGUUUAUAUCUGCUCAUCCCAUUGCAGACACCUACAAUCCAGAUGAUGAUAAGAUAUACUUUUUCUUCCGCGAAGUGUCGUGGGAAGGCAACGACAAGAGCAUCCUGUCCCGAGUGGCUCGUGUGUGCAAGAAUGAUGUGGGUGGGCUGAGGAGUCUGACCAAUAAGUGGACCACCUUCCUCAAAACCAGACUUGUGUGUUCCAUCCCUGGACCGGACGGAGUGGACACACACUUUGAUGAGCUCCAGGACAUAUUUUUGCUCCCUACCAAAGAUGAUAAAAACCCCAAAGUGUACGCAGUCUUCACCACCUCCAGCUCCAUUUUCCGUGGCUCAGCAGUGUGCGUGUACAGCAUGGCGGACAUCAGGGCCGUGUUUAAUGGACCUUACGCCCACAAGGAGGGGCCCGACCACCGAUGGGUGGAAUACGAGGGGAGGAUACCAUAUCCGCGUCCUGGAACGUGUCCCAGCAAGACUUAUGAUCCAAGAAUCAAGACAACUAAAGACUUCCCAGAUGAGGUGGUCAGUUUCAUUCGGUUCCACCCUCUCAUGUACCGCUCUGUCUACCCUCUGACUGGCCGACCUGUGUUCACACGUGUUCGAGUGGACUACACUCUGACUCAGAUUGUGGUGGACAAAGUUUUGGCGGAAGAUGGACAAUAUGAGGUCAUGUUUCUGGGAACAGACGCCGGCUCAGUUCUGAAGGUGGUGAGCAUCACUCAGGAGAAUUGGUCAACAGAGGAAGUGGUGCUUGAAGAACUUCAAGUUUUCCAGGUUCCCACUCCCAUCCUCAGCAUGGAGAUGUCUUCCAAACAGCAACAGCUCUACGUCGGCUCAAGUGAAGGGCUAGCCCAGGUCUCACUCAGUAGAUGUCACCUGUACGGCCAAGCCUGUGCUGAAUGCUGCCUGGCACGAGACCCAUACUGCGCUUGGGACGGACACACAUGCUCACGAUACAUCCCUGCAUCCAAGAGGCGAGCCAGAAGACAGGACAUCAAGCAUGGAGACCCUGCCAGUCAGUGCUGGGACACAGAGGACAGUCUUGUUGGGGGACGGGUGGAGGAGAGAGUCCUCUACGGUGUGCAGACCAACUCCACCUUUCUCGAAUGUAUUCCCAAAUCUCAACAGGCCCAGAUCCGGUGGUACAUACAGAGGCCUGGAACUGAACGCAAGGAGGAGGUUAGGCUGGAUGAUCGUGUCGUCCACACAGAUCGCGGUCUCCUGAUCCGCUCCCUCCACGCCUCAGACGCCGGUGUGUAUUUCUGCGUGGCUCAAGAGCACACACACUUCACCCGCACUCUCCUCCGUCUCAAUCUACAACUUGUUACACACGGAAAACUGGACGGGAGGCCCAAGCCGAGCGAAGACCCCGUGGUGGAGUCCCGCCAGCGUUACAAAGACUACUUAAGAGUGAUGAGCUCUCCCUUCGGCUCUCUGGAGGAGUACUGCGAUUCGCUGUGGCUGGAGAAGAAGCCGUCGAGGGUGCGAGGACGGGGCUUAGGAGCUGGCAAGUGGAAGCACAUGCAGGAAAUGAGGAAGAGCAGGAACAGGAGACAACACAGGGAGAGGGAGGAAGAGUGGGGGAAGCAGGAGCGAGGGAGGGUGGUGAGGACGGCACAGCAGUGAGGAGUGUGGUAUGAGAGAAAAAAACAUUCAGGAUUAGCUGUGCAUAUUCAGCGGGUGGAUGAUGAAGCAGAACGUGACGCAAAACUGCAACGACGGCUCAAUCCAUGAGCAGGCAAAAUGUAACUCAGAGUUCAAGGGGCGUGAAAGACUAACCCAGACACAUACAGUUCAAGAGUUUAAAAAAAAGUAGUAUUUCCAACAAGCAAUUUGAAGUAAUAUUGGGUUGUGAAUGCAUCAUUUCAUUCAUCUGCAGGAUGAAUGAAAAUGUCAGUUGUUUCAGAGGAACAAUAACUCAGAAGUCAUCCCUUGAUUUCAGUUUCAGUUACAGUGCUACUGGAGAUAAGCUGACCAGAUGAAGGAUUGCAACAUGACUGCUCUUUCCUACAGCUUUCACCUGCAGAAAAGUUUCCCCAACGUAAGAACUGAGAGUUAACAGAAGAGAGGUGAUCGUAUGAUGAUACUGACACAUAUAGCUGAAUUGUUAAGAUUGUGAAAAUAGGAGUUUGCUGGAGCUGGUGACGAUGUAUUCAUGUUGAAUGACUGUAAAUAUUUAUAUAACAUGUACAGGAGAUAAAGCAUGCUCAAUUUAGUCUUAUUACUGAUCUGUAUAACUUUAAUAAUAAUAAUAAUCAUAUAUUACUGUAUGUUUGGCCCGACAAAGUGACAUAUUUUUGUACAAACGUUUCACUCCCAUGUACUGUAGGUUCAAUAGAUGUUUUCUUUAUUGCUGUUUUUGAAAGUUAUUUAAAUAAAUGUGUCUCAGAG
This is a messenger RNA of Epinephelus moara (kelp grouper), 3433 nucleotides long. RefSeq names its product sema domain, immunoglobulin domain (Ig), short basic domain, secreted, (semaphorin) 3D (gene sema3d). Lineage: Eukaryota; Metazoa; Chordata; Actinopteri; Perciformes; Serranidae. The transcript is spliced from 18 exons. Gene Ontology annotation, biological process: neural crest cell migration; negative regulation of axon extension involved in axon guidance; negative chemotaxis. The coding region runs from base 263 to 2668 and encodes 801 amino acids. Gene Ontology annotation, molecular function: chemorepellent activity; semaphorin receptor binding. The record is from RefSeq and is a predicted model, not a curated record.